UGAAGUCAUGCCUCGAAAUUGAAAAGGAAGUUGAGCCAGUUUGAGAUAAUAUUGUCAGAAGGGUAAAACCGUUAUAGAACCAAACCGAAAGGAAAGGGGGGGAGUGCACAUGCUCCGAAAUCAAGAUGACGAAGAAUACAAAGAUUUAACCAACUAAGAGGUUGGUGGCUUUUAUAAAACAUGGAUUAUCAGAUUGUUAAACAAUACAAUAAAAAUACAUUCAUAUUAUUAAUUUGAUUACACUUACCAAAACACGGAUCCAUCGUGGACUGUUUGAAGUGCGGGAAUCAGACAGAGGGUAAAAUGACAUCUCAAAUAGCGCAGGUGUUGCUGACACUGGACGCUGAGGCAGUCAACUCACUCAAAGAGGGAAUCAACUUUAAGAAAAACCCAGAGGAAGGUAAAUGCUACAUCAUAUACAAGAGCAGCAAUGAACUUAAAGCAUGCAAGAACCAAUGCAAACACCAAGGAGGGUUGUUCAUUCAAGACAUCGAAGACCUGGACGGCAGGACUGUUAAAUGCACAAAACACAACUGGAAAUUAAAUGUAUCAACAAUGAAAUAUGUGAAUCCACCAGACAGCUUCUUGCAGGACGAGCUCGAGGUGGAGAUGUUGGAUGAUGGGGGGCUUCAGUUGGUCGAGUUGAACCCCAUGGACCCCUGGUUGGCUGAUCCUCGAGAGCCUCUGGAUCUCCAGGAAGGAGAAGUGAAAGUGACGUACCUGACCCAUGCCUGCAUGGAGCUGCAGCUGGGACAGAGGCGGUUCAUGUUCGACCCAUGGUUGAGGGGUCCCGCAUUUGCCAGAGGCUGGUGGCUUCUCCAUGAGCCUCCAGCCGACUCUCUGGACAGACUGUGUGCAGCAGAUCUCAUCUACAUCAGCCACAUGCACUCUGACCACCUCAGCUACCCCACACUGAAGGUCUUGUCAGAGAGGAGGCCAGAUGUCCCCAUUUAUGUUGGUGACACAUCAAGACCUGUCUUUUGGUAUCUGGAGCAAAGCCAAGUCAAGCUUACCAACAUCAAUGUUGUUCCUUUUGGUGUCUGGCAAAAUGUUGAUGAACACCUGAGAUUCAUGAUCCUGAUGGAUGGUGUACAUCCUGAAAUGGACACCUGCAUCAUUGUUGAAUAUAAAGGCCACAUGAUCCUGAACACCGUGGACUGCACCAGACCAAACGGUGGCCGGCUGCCACAGAAGGUGGACUUAAUGAUGAGUGACUUUGCCGGGGGAGCAUCUGGAUUCCCCAUGACAUUCUAUGGAGGGAAAUACAGCGAUUCUUGGAAGGCAGACUUUAUCAAGAAUGAAAGGAAGAAGCUGCUAAAUUACAAAGCUCAGCUGGUGAAGUCCCUGCAGCCCAGGAUCUACUGCCCGUUUGCUGGCUAUUUUGUGGAGGCUCAUCCAUCAGACAGAUACAUCAAGGACACAAAUAUUAAAAACAAAGCAGAGGACCUGAAUGCUCUCAUCAAUAAGCUCACCUCAGAUGUUAAGACAUGGACACCCAAGCCAGGCAGUGUCCUGGACCUCGGCCUCGCUCUGAGAGACCCCACUGACAGUGAGGCCAUCACCAAUCCCCCAGCCAGUGCAAAAAUCUACAAGGACAGUUGGGAUUUCGACUUGUAUGUGGAUGAACUGAACAGCGCCAUCAGCUGUGAGAUAUUUAAACAUCAAAGCUGGAUCCAGUUUUAUUACACCUGGGCAGGCUUUCAAAACUACAACCUUGUUAUGCGGGUGAUAGAGACAAAUGACAACUUUGAACCCCUCGGUGAUGGCUACGACUACUUGGUGGACUUUUUGGUUCUGUCGUUUCCCACCAAAAGGCCUGAAAGAGAGCACUCCUACAUAGAGAUUAAAAACAGGAUUGGGGUGAUGAGACACGUGGUGAUGCACGGCCGUCUCUGGGAUGACCUGUACAUCGGCUUCCAGAACCAAAUAAGCCGAGACCCGGACAUAUACCACCACAGGUUCUGGAACCACUUCCAGACAGAGCUACCAGUUCAAAAGCCAGACUGGGACCAGUUCCUGCAGCAGAAGAUGUCAAUCCAGGAGCCUGACAUGCAACAAGAGCAGUCAGAUAUUUGGAGCUACUGUGUCGUGUUAUGAGUAUGGAUUAUUUACGUACACCUGUGGAAGAUCGAGAAAUAUAUUUUUGUUUAUGGAUAAUUUACAGUUUUUAUUUUCAUGCAAACCAGAUCAUUUUCAUAAAUGAGAUUGCACUAUGAUUAUGCAAUUGAAGGGUGAAACAGAAAGAUGUACAAAUACACAAAAAACAUUUGUAUCUUUAAAGUGACAAGUUGAGUUAUGAAGGAAAUGAUGUCGUAACUGCCCUUUAUGACAGCUGAAUAGUCACCUCUCAGUAAGCGGUUAUGCAAUGCACAGAUAUGUCUAGGGCUUUUAUUGUAAAUGGUGCAAAGAGCGAAGAAGUCAAGUGCUAAAGCAAACGUGAUCAGAAUAAAUAUGGGUUCAAAUUAGGAAGUUUGAUGUUGUUAUUUUAUUAUGAUCACAGUGCACCUUAUAACCCUCUGUUAUGAGAUUUAUGAAUGUCAAAAUGUUUGUUCUGAGUCUUUUCUGUGACCCACAAACAACUUUAUCUACAAUGCACUAAUGCUUUAUGUUGCUGGGAAUCCUGGUACAAUAUCUUUAUUAAUCAGGGGAACAAGAUUUACCGUGCGCUGCUAAUAGUAAAAAUAACAAAAAUCAUCUUUAUGUUUGAUGUCAUCCAAUAAGUGCUCCUUAUACAAUCAACCAAAGCCUCCCCACUCCCUCCUUUGUCUCUGACUGUAUUCAAAAAGUAUGAGUGUGUCAGAUUUCAGCGAAAGGUCACUGUUGUUUAACACUGUGAGUUUUGUGUGUUGUUCCAGGAAAAGUCAGCAGAUCUGUAAGUUGUUCUACACUGUAAAUGUCACCUGUUAUUCGUUUUUGUUUAUUCCAGGUUGAGGCAGUUUUACAAGUAUUGUAACAUUCUCGUAUGAUCUGUUCUCAUCUAACUACAGAAUGAUUCAUUCCAAGUGACUGCAACACAAUGUAUGCACUAUGUAAAACUACAUUUACACAGUAAUAUAUGUUUCUUUAAUGCUUCAUUAAAUAAAAGAGAUUAAUAAAUAAAAAUUAUUGUUUGUUUCACUGGCCAUUACUGUGAA
This is a messenger RNA of Scatophagus argus, 3134 nucleotides long. RefSeq names its product cytidine monophospho-N-acetylneuraminic acid hydroxylase (gene cmah). The transcript has 15 exons. Bases 304 to 2097 code for a protein of 597 amino acids. Gene Ontology annotation, molecular function: 2 iron, 2 sulfur cluster binding. Lineage: Eukaryota; Metazoa; Chordata; Actinopteri; Scatophagidae. The record is from RefSeq and is a predicted model, not a curated record.